AUGCCACUUCCGAGUCAACGUUCAACCAAGACUCGGAGGAACUCUACAAGUUUUACCAUGGCUGUCGAUAUCCUUAUCCUAGGCGCAGGAUGGACUUCCACCUUUCUCAUCCCUUUGUGCGACGAACGAUCGUUGACUUACGCAUCCACCACUCGUGACGGACGCAAUUCUACCAUCCCCUUUCAAUUCGAUCCCAACUCUCAAGAUUUAGAACCAUACAAGAUCUUGCCCGACGCUGCCACUGUGUUGAUCACUUUCCCGAUUCAGACGACUGGGGCCUCGGAGCGGCUGGUAAAAUUUUAUGCGGCAAGUAGGGGGAAAAGUGACAGGUUACAUACGAGUAUUAGAUCCAUCCAGCUAGGGUCUACAGGUAUUUGGGAUCACAAGUGGUACGACCGGCACUCACCAAUCGCCGAAUCCAGUUUGCGUGGCGCGGCAGAGGCGGAACUACUUGCCCUAUCGCCGGAGUUCCCAACGACCGUUCUUAACCUCGCCGGUCUGUGGGGAAAUUUACGCUCAAUGAGGAAAUUUGUCGGAAAGGUCGCGCCAACGAAAGAGGCGUUGAAGAAUAAGGGAAGCUUACACAUGAUUCAUGGCCUCGACGUGGCUCGUGCCAUCCUCGCCGUCCAUGCAGAAUUUUCCAAAGCUCGAGGCCAACGAUGGAUAAUCACCGAUGGGCGGGUUUACGAUUGGUGGGAUCUUGCAUCGGCAUGGGGUACUGCUUGUGUGCCACCCAAUGACGAAAUUCCGGGGAAUCAAUCGAAUGCCGUCUUCACCUCGGAAGGAGUAGAAGAUCGCGGUCCUCACGCCAGAUGGGUGCGCGAGUUGAUGCAGGAAUUCGGUGUUCGUGCGCUGCCUCGAAAUGUCGAGGCAUUGGGUCGUGCUUUUGAUUCUAGGGAUUUUUGGAGCACGUUUGAGCUCAGUCCCAUCAAGGCCCGAUUGGAUUAA
Molecule: messenger RNA, 948 nt
Organism: Laccaria bicolor S238N-H82
Lineage: Eukaryota; Fungi; Basidiomycota; Agaricomycetes; Agaricales; Hydnangiaceae
Exons: 3
Coding region: 1-948 (315 amino acids)
Source: RefSeq, a predicted model, not a curated record